CUGAGAUGAGCUUAUAUCUUGGAUACAUGUGGUCUCUUAUACUCACUCGAGCCCCAGACUUCAUAGGGUUUCAAGAUGAUCUGGAGACUUGCUAUCUGUCUUUCCCUGGCUGUUGCUCUGACCAAUGGUGCUGCUGUUCCUGUUCAGGAGGAUGUUGUCUUUGACAUGCUCCAGGCCAUGAUCCACAACCCUGAAUCUGUGGCUGAUGCUUUUGGUCUCAGUAGAGUACGAAGGAGCGCUUACGACAAAGAGUUUUCUUUGGAUCGUCUUGGAGUCAACGUUGGAAUUAAGUAUAUUGACCCCAGCAACCAAGCCAAGGGAGGCAAGGCUGACAUCACUGUAAACAACCUGAAGAAACUUAUCCCUAAGGCCAAGAGUGAGUUGGUCAAGUUGGCUGUUUCAUUUGAUGGAGGUGCAGAAGCUAAGGAUGGUCUCUUUGAUAUGACCAUUGACUAUGAACUUCAUCACAGCAAUGAGGAACUUGGAACAGCUCACCUUGAGAGGACCAAGGAAGGUAACUUCUGGAAAACCAAGAUGUCUGUGGUCUCCAAAAAUAACCCUGCUCAGAAAUUGAUUCCCAUCUUUGAGAUCACAAUGAAAUCAGAUAGGAAGACUGUUCUCCAGGGAACAUACAAGUGUGAGCAUGGAAAUGAUUACACUCUGAACGUAGACAGAGUUCCUGGAGAGAAGAUUAAUGCUGUGCUCGAGGGAAAUGGCAAGACUUACAUCAUGGAAGGAGUUCUUGACAAGGCAGACAAAUCUGUCAAGAUUAACAUUGAUGCCAAUGGCCUGAACUAUGAGGUUGAACUAGACUUUGAUAAUGAUGGUGAAGACAUUUCCUUUGAAGCCAAAGUUAACCUAGGAGGAUCUGGGGAAUAUAAACUGGAAUUUGAGGCAAAGAAGGACUUAUCCGGAGGAGGACUUAAGGUAAACUUCAACGGUAGAGAUCUGGUCAGUGCUAAGCUGAAGGGUAAACUGAACAAGGAUGACCAAAGUGCUAAGUAUGAGUUGAGGUAUUCUGCUGUUGGUGUUGGAGAAGGAAAGCUGAGGUUAGGACUCCAGGGAGGAGACAAACAAGAAUUCAAGGUUCAAUAUCUUCCUAAGACAGGACUUGACCUCAAGCUUGAGCUUACUAGGGAAAAGAAGGCUGAUCAUUCAAGACAUUUCCAUGGAGUUGCAACAAGGGGAGGGGAAACUUUCCUUGAAUAUACAAAUGACAUUGUUCCCACCAUGAAAGCUGACUCUUAUGAGCUUAAGGUUGAUUCCCAAUUUGAUGUCAAUGAAAAAUCUGUAGCCUAUCCUGUUUUCUGCAAGUAUGGAUGCUUCAAGCAGAGAACAAUGCAUGCAAAGCUGUAUGUUGACAGAAACACCCCCUACAAGCUAUCUCUGGAUGUUGAUCUAACCAAGGACAGCGUCUCUGUCUUGACUGUUGAUAUGAACUCCAGGAAUAACCCGGCUGUUUUCAAGAUUGUUGCCCCCAGAAUUCUUCCUUCUAUUCUUCCCACAGGUAGAGAAUCUAUUGAGUUUGAGGCAGACCAUUCUCCAGGAAACUACUUGAAGAUCAAGUCAAACACAAAUGCCAUCAGUUCUUUCAAGAUUGAAAAGGUUGACGGAGAGACCAGAAGAAUUGAACUUAAUGGCAAAGAACUUAUCAAGGCUGGAUUUACCAAGGGAGACAACAAGAUUACACAGACCUCAACCCUUCCCAAUGGCAGAAGUCUGACCACCACCAUCUCUUGGGAUUCUGAUAAUUUGAAAUCCAACAAGGUUCAUGUUAAUCUUGAUGGAACAGAAAGAACCCUGGAUGCCCAUAUUGAAUGGGAUGUUACUAAUCCAGCUGCAAUGGUCGUCAAGGCACAUGGCAAAGGAAAGAACGCUCGUUGGGGAGAAUAUGAAAUCUCAAGAGAUAUCAAGUCAUCUUUCACCUCCUCUGCAAUCAACGUUGACUGGCAGGGAGAUUCAUCUUUCCAGAAUUCUCCAUGGCCAUCCCCAGUUCACACUGAGAUCAAGGGAGCCUUUGACUUUGCCAGCUACAAGUACAACAUGAAGAUCAGCAAGAAUGUUGCUGGUAAGACCUAUGCUCUGACAGUAGCAGAUGGAAAAGUAAACCUUGAAAUGUAAAUAUCAUCAGGACUAGUUGAUGAAAUUUAUUCUUUUGUAUUGCAUAUUCUUGUCCUCUGUAUAUUACAGUUUAUUAUUAGUUCAAAUACAUAUAUCUCCUAGGUGUCUAGGAGAACUUACAAUUCUUCA
Messenger RNA from Eurytemora carolleeae, 2250 nucleotides. RefSeq lists its product as uncharacterized. The coding region runs from base 76 to 2121 and encodes 681 amino acids. The record is from RefSeq and is a predicted model, not a curated record. Lineage: Eukaryota; Metazoa; Arthropoda; Copepoda; Calanoida; Temoridae. The transcript is spliced from 3 exons.